AGAAAAGUAUUCCCGCCCAAACUUUUGCUCGAAAGGCCGAUGGUUCCUUGGUAGAAGCUAAUGGAUCUUUCUACAUACGUUGUCCAGAAACUUACCCAACCAGAGUCGAGAAGGAGAAGAAGCAGUCGGAUUCAGGAAGCGGUUUCUAUAGCCACGACAAUGAUGGGUCAGAUGCUCAUGGUUUCCAAUGACAAUGGAAUAUACAAAAAAAAGUUGUUUCUGAAAGAUAAAACUAUCUACAUGCAUAUCCUAAAAGAGAGACAUCAGGAUGCAGUUAUUGUUUCAACAUCUCUACUUCACAAUCUUAUAUGGCAUUAAACUGAACAUUAUGUCCAAUGGAGUAGAAUUCAAUGUGUAGGAUUUGGGAUUUGUUUAUGAGCAUAUGAAGAGUAAUUAAUGAGCACAGAGAAUUAUUUGUUAUAAUAUUUCGAAGUGCUUAGUGUUUUACAAUCUCAUUCAACUAUUUUCAUUUAUUGAUUUCUAUUGUUGCAUUCGACUUGUGCAAGCAUCUUGAUUGGAGAAAUUAAUCAUAAUAGCCGUGGAUGCAACAUUUCGGAAUGAAUACAUGCAUUCAGG
Messenger RNA from Cuscuta campestris, 576 nucleotides. The record is from the annotation of a GenBank genome assembly. NCBI's taxonomy places the organism in Eukaryota, Viridiplantae, Streptophyta, Magnoliopsida, Solanales, Convolvulaceae.